Trichoplax adhaerens is the source of this 2922-nucleotide messenger RNA. RefSeq lists its product as uncharacterized. NCBI's taxonomy places the organism in Eukaryota, Metazoa, Placozoa, Uniplacotomia, Trichoplacea, Trichoplacidae. The coding region runs from base 1 to 2922 and encodes 973 amino acids. The transcript has 15 exons. Gene Ontology annotation, molecular function: protein binding. The record is from RefSeq and is a predicted model, not a curated record.
AUGGAAUUAGUGGUUAAUUUUGUAAAAUUUUCUAAUCCGAAUCAAGUUAUUGCCCUUCAACGAACAUGUCAACCCAAAGGAAAUUGCACUUACAUAUUUGAUGUGUGCUUAAGUACACAAUUAUACGACUUUUCAUGUGUUGCUGGUACAAGAGUCCGAAAACCUAUCGCCGGAGGUGAAGAAAUUAAUUUUUCACCGGACCAGCCGAUUAUGAAAUUACAAAAUGUCGAUACUAAAUCGGAUUACUUCUUCCAACUAAGUGUCUACGCCGAACGCUUAAAUACAGCAUCAUUGAUCCGCAUGUAUCGAUUUAUUAGAAUUGAAGGCGGCAAAAGUUCUUUAAGGCGCCAACGGCGUAAAUCAGAACUGUUUGUCGAACCGGAUGCAAGCAAGGUACUUGCAGCCAACCUUACGAGUGCAGAUGUCAAAGCGGAUGGGCUGGUAUUCUGUGCGAUCGACUUGAUAAAGGAAGAUAUUGCAGAAAUGGUGCUAUCACCGAACGAAAUCCAUGUUCUUGCUAUCCAGGCUAUACAGGCUUCUUCUGUGAAACUCCUAUAUGUGGUGUCUCGUGCAACGAAGCGCAUGGAAACUGCUUUGGUAAUCGUAGCAAGUGCAAAACACGGUUUUUGUAAAUAUGGCAGCGAUUGCCAUUGCAUGCCAGGCUGGGGUGGCCCCAACUGUGAUAUUAUUUUACCUUCACAUUCUAAAUUAUUGCCAUCAAAUUACCGGAACGAAAAACUAAUUUUAACUAACCAGAAGAAGCGUGUAACUCGUGAACUAACAACAAAUACCAAUGUUAAGUUAUCGGCGAUUGAAACUACCUCUAAAACCGCUACUAUUUGGUGGCAGUACAGUGGAAAUUCGGCCAGUCCAGAUUCAAACAGACAAACACUAAUUCAGUAUACUACAGAAGAAAACUUUCGCAAUGCAAACAUUGGUUCUGGUACUUGCGGAACAUGUCAACUUACUGCUCCUUUGACUAGAUCUCCUGUUGUAAUUUUAUCGUUGGAAGGCCAUACUAAGUAUGUGCUUCGAGUUCUGGUCAUAUUGAACAAUAAUGAGGAAUCAAUUCUGUACGGUGACUGGCAACAUUUUACAACAAAAGGUCAUCCAGAUUUACCUCUAGUCUCUGGAAUGAUAAUCGAGAAUAACAACGCCAAGAUAUCUUACGGAAAUAUCACUCAUAAUGGAGGAUACGAUUUCAGAGACUACUUCUUAUAUCUACAAUUGACAUUAGCAAGUGAUCCAGAAAAUUGUGGCCAAAAUUGCAAAAUUGUGAAACUUCCUGAUUUGAAAGGAAAUGUUUUAAUUGAGAAUUUAAAGGAGAAUACUACUUAUAGAUAUCGCUUUAUAGCUGAAAACCCAUUAGGGGAAUCAAAUAGUAAAUGGCAAACAUUUGCGACAAAAGGAAAACCAGAUAAAGCUAGCAUAAGUCAAAUAGUGACUGCUCCUAAUACUGCGACUAUUUCCUGGAAUCCUGUUACAUUCAAUGGUAAUUAUAAGCUACGUGAAGUAGAGUAUAGAUUAGAAUAUCAGAAAUGGGAUAGCAAAAGUCUUCCAAAAAAUGUAGCUUGUGGGGAUUGCCUACAAAGUGCUGUGAACCCUGCUGAUCACUCACAUAUGAUAGUGGGACUAAAUACUAAUACAACGUAUAGCGUACGUUUAAUUGCUAUCAAUAAAGCUGGAUCAAGCUACUCUGAAUGGCAAUUAAUGACAACAAAAGGAGUGCCCGAACGACCUCAGAUUCGAAAUUUUAUUACUACUGUCAGGGUAGCGACAGUGUCAUGGAGACCUAUAACUAAAAAUGGAGGGUACCCACUAAAUGAUGUAACAUAUUAUGUAGAGUAUCAAAUUUACGUUAGAGGGACCAAUAUUGGCGCGGGAAAUGUAUGCAGAAGUUGUCAGUUUAUUAGGACUUCAAACAAUGAAUUAAUUUCUAUUCCAAAUUUACGACAAAAUACAACAUAUAUGGUCAGAAUUGUUGCCGAAAAUAAAGCUGGCAGGAGUUUUUCCGAUUUUACUUAUAUGGCAACCAAAGGUCUUCCUGGUAAUCUGUUACCAUUUGAAGUUAAUCCUGGCGUUUUCACUGUUAACGUUACAUGGAAGCCAGUUGCUUAUACUGGAGGCUAUGAUAAGGCACUAAUCACUUACGUUGUUGAAUACGCUGAAAGGAAUAGCUCUUCGGAUACCUUGAUAACGGGACCAUGCAAUGUCUGUUACAAGCGAACGAUACCGCUUGAUUCUCAAAACUACCACCUUACCUCUCUUAAAAGUAAUACAGCUUAUAUCUUACGGCUUACUGCAACAAACGCAGUAGGAACAGUAUAUGGUCAAUGGAGCGAAACUAUUACAAAGGAUGACGCUUACUCCGCGGCCUUUAAUAGUAGUGGUCAAGGAUAUGUAAAGAUUAGGCACACUCCACAACGCAUUGAAAGUACAUACAUUGUAAGCUUGAGAUUUAAACCUGCUGGAACAACAGUAAAGGAUGGCUUGAUAUUUUUUCUAAAUAAUGGUUACGAAGAGAUCAUAGAACAAACGUCGUUACUUUUAUAUCUACAUGAAAAAAAGUUAGAGGCACUAUUCCUACAACGGGAAGGUAGCCUCCGGGUGAAAUCGAGCGUUGAUGUAGAACCUGAAAAUUGGUAUCAUGCAACGGCAAAUGUAUCGCGGGAGACCUUGACGGUAACUGUAAAUGGACGAACUCAAUCUGCAAAUCUUGGUCGAACAUUAACAUUUAAUGAAUUUUUCAACUAUGCACCUUAUAUUGGUGGCGUUUUUGAUUAUACCUUCCUUCCUGUCAGUGCAUCUAUAAAAGUAGUACGAGGUUUUCAUGGAUGUAUUAAAAGGGUAUCCGUCAAUUCCGUUAAACAAGAUAUGGAAAAUCCGGCGCAACAGUUAUAUUCUUGGCGGUGUGCACCGUAA